UCUCUCUGUCCUCAGAACUCGCCAGCAUGUCCUUCGAGGACAUCGUGGCGCUGCAGAACAAAGUGGGAACCAAGGUUUACAACCAGGUCGCCUACGGCAACAACAACAGCACCGGGACCACCGGCAGGAAGAGACGCCUCAACAAGAACAGGCCGACAGAGAUUUCAGCCAAGAGACCAGCUCCGUUCCUCCGUCAGGUCGUCUCCGUCAGAAAACCAACGCUGAGAGAUCCUCGGUUUGACGACCUUUCCGGAGAAUACAAACCAGAGAUUUUCGAGAAAACGUACAAGUUCAUUAACGACAUCAAAGUCCGAGAGAAAGAGGUGAGAGGGCUACGGGAGCUCGGGCCGUUG
Messenger RNA from Etheostoma cragini (Arkansas darter), 353 nucleotides. Its product is annotated as ribosomal RNA processing protein 36 homolog. NCBI's taxonomy places the organism in Eukaryota, Metazoa, Chordata, Actinopteri, Perciformes, Percidae. The annotation marks the transcript as partial. The record is from RefSeq and is a predicted model, not a curated record. Gene Ontology annotation, biological process: maturation of SSU-rRNA from tricistronic rRNA transcript (SSU-rRNA, 5.8S rRNA, LSU-rRNA). The transcript has 3 exons. Gene Ontology annotation, cellular component: 90S preribosome; nucleolus.